AUGCCAGUAGAACUCCGCAAGAGAAAGGAGGCUCCACCUCCACCUCCACCCGCAAAGAAACGCGCCCCAUCCAAGUCCAAGGACAAGAAGGACGCGCCUGCGAAACCAUCUAAAGCCGCCGCGGCCAAAGCUCCAGAGAAUGCUGUUGUAGCUGAGGAUGCGCCGAAAGCAGCAGCAGAAGCGCCUGCAACCAAAGGCGGCGCGCCAAAAGUCGGCGGCGCGCCAAAAGUCGGCGACGCAAUCGCGCUCAAAGACUUCGGCGGAGAAAUCCAAGACAAUGACGGCAAGAAAGUGACAUUGGCUAAAUUGGUCGAAGAAAGCAAGGCUGGCGUGGUACUCUUCACGUAUCCCAAAGCCUCGACGCCAGGAUGCACAGCCCAAGCCUGCCUCUUCCGCGACUCCUACACAUCUCUAACCUCCACCGGCCUCUCAAUCUACGGCCUCUCCACCGACUCCCCAAAAGCCAACACAACGUUCAAAGACAAGCAAAAGUUGCCGUAUCCAUUGCUAUGCGAUCCUAGCGCGACAUUGAUCGGUGCGAUUGGCAUGAAGAAAGCGCCAAAGGGAACGACGAGGGGUGUGUUUGUUGUGGAUAAGAGUGGGAAAGUACUGGCUGCUGAGCCUGGUGGACCGGCGCCGACGGUGGAGGUUGUGAAGAAAGUAGUUGCGAGUCUUGGUGGUGAUGCGGGUGCUGCUGGUGUGAAGAAGGCUGAGGAGACUGCUAAGGCG
This is a messenger RNA of Pseudocercospora fijiensis CIRAD86, 729 nucleotides long. RefSeq lists its product as uncharacterized. The annotation marks the transcript as partial. The transcript is spliced from 2 exons. Lineage: Eukaryota; Fungi; Ascomycota; Dothideomycetes; Mycosphaerellales; Mycosphaerellaceae. Gene Ontology annotation, biological process: cell redox homeostasis; cellular response to oxidative stress. Gene Ontology annotation, molecular function: thioredoxin peroxidase activity. Gene Ontology annotation, cellular component: cytoplasm. The record is from RefSeq and is a predicted model, not a curated record.